UCAACCUGCAGUUACGGAAGGAAGUCUCCGCGAAAGCAAAUUUUUUCCCAUCCUCCCGAGAGAGGCGAGCAUGCUUGCCCGUGGAUGGAGCGCCACUGCAGGCUGUGCAACGCUUACUACAGCGACCUUUGCUGCGAAAUUUUCAAGCCAAUCGCAGACCCUUAACUUUUCCUGGGGGAUGACGACCCGCUUGGACAAACCCAGAAAGGUCGACCAAUGUUACAUGCCUUGCUCAAGGGUUCUCGAUCCCGAAGGCAACGGAAAUGGCAGAAUCACAAGUUCCGACCUAGUGGAAAGGGAAUACGCCGAUCUCAAUCUCAAGAAUCUCUAUGACGACGGACAGGUUGGUCAUGUGCGAAUUCGACAACAUGUGAAUCCUCUUAGUUCUUCUUUCAGUAUACCUGUAGAUGCACCUGACUGGGAUGACGUUUUCAAUGACUCCAAGCUGCCUCUUAUGGUGGAUAUUGGAAGUGGUAGUGGCAGAUUCUUGAUUUGGCUUGCUAAAAGAUUUCCUGAUUCAAGAAACUGCUUGGGACUGGAAAUUCGGCACAAGCUGGUUCAACGAUGUCAGUUCUGGGCGAAAGAACUCUCUCUCAGAAACAUCCAUUUCUUAUCUUGCAAUGCUACGAUAUCUUUUGAAAGAUUGGUGUCUUCAUAUCCCGGUCCUUUAGCCUUUGUUACAAUAUUGUGUCCUGAUCCCCAUUUUAAAAAGAGGCAUCAUAAGAGAAGAGUAUUGCAGAAGCCUUUGGUUGAUUCAAUUUUGAAUAAUCUGAUCACAGGAGGACAGGUUUUGAUGCAAUCGGAUGUGCUUCAAGUGGCGGUGGACAUGAGAGAUCAGCUUGACCAACAAGCAGAUGUGUUGAAACAUAUCGACGCCAUUGAUGGAAGUUUUUCAUGUGAUGAAGAAGGCUGGCUGCGACAUAAUCCAUUUGGAAUACGCACUGAGAGGGAGAUACAUGCCGAACUGGAAGGUGCCAAAAUUUACCGGCGAAUGUAUCAGAAACUUUGAUUCCACUCUUCUCUGUAAUCAAUUUACAGGUAGGGUUCUUCAUUUAGGUAUCAAGGUUUAAUGUUUGGAUUUGGUAGGAUUUAGAGCGUAUUUUCAUCAUUAAUUUUUAACAUCUUUUUUGUUUUAGGGGCUGUUUAUAUGCGUAGUAAAUGUUGUAGCUUAAAUUCUGAAUAUUAUUAAAUAAAUUUAUGUAGAAUG
This is a messenger RNA of Phalaenopsis equestris, 1207 nucleotides long. RefSeq names its product tRNA (guanine-N(7)-)-methyltransferase-like. NCBI's taxonomy places the organism in Eukaryota, Viridiplantae, Streptophyta, Magnoliopsida, Asparagales, Orchidaceae. The transcript is spliced from 8 exons. The record is from RefSeq and is a predicted model, not a curated record. Gene Ontology annotation, cellular component: tRNA methyltransferase complex. The coding region runs from base 71 to 1009 and encodes 312 amino acids. Gene Ontology annotation, biological process: RNA (guanine-N7)-methylation; tRNA methylation. Gene Ontology annotation, molecular function: tRNA (guanine(46)-N7)-methyltransferase activity.